AUGUCGUUUGCCGGUAGGACACUCAACAUUUUUGGCCGAUCUGCCACUCGUGUACGUUCUAAUGCUGUACAACGUUUACGUGCAGAGUUUGCAGAAGGACCAGGGAACGUAAGUAGUUCAUUCCCUCUCUUGCUUUUAUUUCAAAGGGAGCUAAAAUGUUAUCAUCAUAAAGGUGAAGGUGACAUGUAAUGGCCACGAUCCUUAGACUGCUGAUAUUGUAAACGACGUUACAGAUUACUCAGGCAGAACAAAGGUAGAUAGAAUAUAGCUAGUGUAUUUUUCAUAUAGUAUUGCUGAAUUCCCUCGAUUCGUAAACGCUGUGGUGGUAUUUUUGCACUUGUACUCCGCUAGAAACACACCGUUGCAUCAUGGUUUGGAAAAAGUUUUGAUGGUGUCUGAAAAAAAAAUUAACUAUUGCUGUACGCUUGAAAAGAAUUCAUAAAGUAAGAAAACACUUGGCUGGGCUCGAAAAUUUAAAUGAGAUAAGUCACCUUUUGGUGAAGUUAAUUUUUUAUCUCAGGUAGUUUUUAUUUUUCCUUUGGUUCAACUUCAUUAGCAUACAUUACCCAGGGGUAUCAAUAAAAAUAACUGAAGUAUCCAGCAGGUUUGAAUAGAGUAAUGGACUGUAUCAAAAGAGGGCCAUUAGUCGUUGGGGGGACUAAAUUGAAGACAAAAGAGCAGGUUUUUCAUUCAAGAAAAUGUAACUUUCAUCUAAUUUUUGAUUUAUCAGUCACAAUCAAUCCCUACAAGCAAUGAACAAGAGUGAUGAAAAGUAAAUUACGUACUUUUGCACGUUAACAAAUUCUGCGUAAACCUACAUGUACAAAGAAACUUGUGAAAAUUGACUGAAAUUUAGCGUUUACAUGACUAAAGCAUAACGUAAAACCAGUGCGCCUUUAUGUAAACACAUCAUACAUGUAAUUCAACCUCAUUCCCAGGGUUCUCUCCUACCCGCCCUAUGGAGCGAGAGAGAGAGAGACCCUGGAAAACGCUGGUCACGUGUCUCCAGAACAAAAUUAAUUCUGAGGGAGGAGUCCUUGGUCUCACAUUUUUUGUCUGGUUUAUUCGCAAUGUUCACGCAGUAAUCGCAACAGGUAAAUAGAUUUGCUAACCCUUCUACAACUAUAACUGAAACUAAGGGAAAUUUCUGCCUAAACAAAACUAUCAGAUAAACAAGUGAAAUACGGGAGAAGGAAUCAAAAACUAGCGUUGUCGCUUGUUUAACCGAUGACACCAAUCGCUAAAAAUCUACGAUCUUGGGUUAUACACAAGCAAAUUAAUUUUUUCAAGGUAUAAUCCCUGUAUGUUGAACUGUUAUAUUCAAAGUUUCAAUGUUUGUCUGACAGCGGCUAGUAAUCGGGCCAAAUAAACCUACACCAUUUGCGGUCUUAGCGGUUCAGCGUGACAAAAGCCCGGGACAAAACAUGGCAGUUACAUUGAGAGCAAGGAUUCAGUUGAUACAUUUACGAUCAAAGUAAUAUUUUAGAUCAAGUGACUUCAUGGAAAGCUAUAGCCUAAAAUGUCAGCAUUAUCCACCCCCUAACCUUUGUUAUGAUGCGGCAAUAGAAAAGUGGUAAAUAGAUCAAAGAUAAAAAUAAUUAUAUACCAACACAACAUGGAAGACAACAGGAAAUAGUAUAAACAGAGACAAAACAGACAACAUUACCUUCCAAGCGAAAAGCUGUCUUGUGUAUAGUCCAUAUGAAAACUUUAUUUUUAAAGGCACAUGUGGCUCAGUGAUUUCUAAAAAUCCUAUAAAGCAUACCUAAACACCCAGAAAAUUAAUAAGGAACAAUAAACGGUUGGCAGUUGUCCAAGAUGAGCCAUAUCACAGUUUUUAACAAAGAAGCCUACAGCUAUCCUAAUAAUUAUAAAUGACGACAAUAAUAAAAAAAUAAAAAAAGAGCCUCAGCUAAAAAUAUUUUUUUCAAGAUUCUCUUUACCUCUUUCCAAUUGAAGAAUAGCUAACAACUGGCCUGACUGUCCAGGCCACAUAUUCUCUCUUCCUGUUGCUUCGAGGUCUGUGAGAACAGCAACGCUUGAUACAUUUUUUCGUCGCCCUGCAUAACAUUUGUUUUCUAAACUGGCCUCCACAACAUAGAAACGGUAAUUUAAAUCUAGCGCGUUUCAGUAUGAAUACUACUACCAGGAUACCUAAAUUAAUUUUGACUGCAGAAACGGUGAAUCCUCCGCGAUUUCCAUUGCAUGUGCCAAAUGAAAGCAUCGCUGAUAAACAUCCGUUUAACAUUCAGAUAUUCUGCAGGGAGUUGCGCUUUCGCUGUCAAAGGAUUUUGUGUAUUAUUUGCGGCGUUCAAGAUCAGGUCAGGUACACAGUUUCAUGGCUGCACUGACCUGUCGACACUCUGUAAAGACAAAUCUCACACUUACCUGCCCCUCCCCCAAAUCGUUUGUUUGUAAAUCUCCCAGUUUCUGGGAGGCACAUGACCAGCGUUUUCCAGGGUCUCUCUCUCGCUCCGUAGGGCGGGUAGGAGAGAACCCUUGGAACGAGGUUGAUCAUAAAUACACUGUCAGAUUUUACAAUAUAUUUUUUGUUUACACAGUUGUUCAAACUAGUUCCUUCUUUCUAGAAUAAGGAGUAGCCGACGCGUUUCUUCGGCCAUUAGUGCUUAUUGAAACCCCUGGGCCCAGUUGUUUGAAGGCCAAUUAGUACUUAACCCGGGUUUCUCUUUCUUGUGUUCAAAAGCGUUUUCUCGGAUAAUUUUCUCUGUUAUAUUUAGAGCUUUCAAUCAUCAACUUGGAGACAAAAAGAAUUAAAAGUGAAAUGCUUUUUAAGCUUCCAAUUUUGAAUUCAAAUCUCGCACUAACCCUAGGUUAACUAAACCCGGCUUUGAACAACUCAGCCCUGAUUACGAUACCCCAAAACAAUAGAAAAACAAAAAUUACCCGAGAUAAAAAAUUCACUACAACACGUACAUGCUGAUCCAAAUUUUCUCAGUUACACACACAGUCCUGCGAUAUUCAAUAAAGCUGAUAUUCCAGAAAGACCUACCUUAACAGUCUUUGACAAAAAAGGUUGGGACACUUCCACGGAACGCUAUUAUUUUCCUUCUUGCUCCUCCGCUUUCUCUCCCAAUGUUGUUUAUCACAGUUAAGUUAGCAAAUCUUCUAGUCCAACAGUUGGUUGGCAGGAAGACAGUAAAGUGUCCUAACAAUUUUGACUGAGAUUGUAGCUUUCACCUGUAAAAUUAAACAUAUCAGAAGUCUCCCCGGCGUUUUACUUCUCCCCUCCAUUGAAUGUUUUCUUUUGCAGAUACUUUCUGUCAGUACUUUGUCAAAACUUUCAGCAUCGAAUAAACAGAGUAUUAUCCCCCUUAUGUUUGUCCUUACAUAAACAACAUAGCUGGGUAUAAUGUUAAUAUUUUUCAGAAAAUUGUAUUUAUAGCACAAAGAAGUUAGAUUUUGUGAGAUGAGAUUUCACAAUAAUGUAGACAAAGUCCAAGUAUAUUUAUGAUAUAAAAUGAUGUAACUGCAAGCAUUUUCGUGAACUAAAUAAGGUGAAAGAACGUGUGAUUUUGUAAUAGUCACUUAAUUUAGAUACAAUACAAUGGGAACUUUUACUGUAUGUGUGAUUAAGUAAGUCAAAAUACUACGUAAUGUAAGGAUAGACUAUCUUUACAUUAUGUAGUAUUUUGAUAUUAAUCACACAUACAGUAAGAGUUCCCAUUGUAUUGUGUGUACUUAGAAUGUGUUAGUUCUAUUUCUAGUUCUUGCCUUGAUCGAUGAAUUAUGUGUGAGAACUGUACAUUGCAAUAGAUUGUUGGAUUGGAUUAAAUCAUGUUGUUACAUCGUUAAGAUACAGUCCAUUUGAUUUGCUUGAACCAGCGAGCGGCGUUAUAAGAAUUCCCGCAACACACUGUAGUUGUCUUAUAAGGUACAUUUCCAUUUGCAGAAUAUGCCUUUCCAAACAAAGAACAAGCCAAGACUUCUGGCAACAAUGAUUCUGUAUCUAGGAACCAUGUUCACAUUGCCAUUUAUUGCUGUGAGAUUCCAGAUGGCCAAACAGAGUGGAAAGUAG
Porites lobata is the source of this 4036-nucleotide messenger RNA. The record is from the annotation of a GenBank genome assembly. NCBI's taxonomy places the organism in Eukaryota, Metazoa, Cnidaria, Anthozoa, Scleractinia, Poritidae.